Molecule: messenger RNA, 4018 nt
Organism: Hypomesus transpacificus
Lineage: Eukaryota; Metazoa; Chordata; Actinopteri; Osmeriformes; Osmeridae
Gene: rnf214
Product: ring finger protein 214
Exons: 15
Coding region: 249-1985 (578 amino acids)
Molecular function (GO): ubiquitin-protein transferase activity
Source: RefSeq, a predicted model, not a curated record
AAGUACUGCUUUAGUUUCUUACUAGACUCAAGAUUUGACAUUUGCACAGAUAUUUGGGCUGUGACUCUGGUCAUCUUUAUGCUGUUGGAGCUAAUACCUUACAGUGUUGUCGGAAAAGGAAAUACAUUUUGGUAUAAUCAGGAUUAAAACAAUACAAACGUAAUGUAUUCCUUCAUGCACCAGUUUAUUUCGGGGUGCUAUCUUUCUCGUUUACACUUUUGCUAAGUCCGUGCUUUCACUUUCUAGAAAUGGACGAUAUCGACUGGGGGUCGGCUGUAGAUGAGGAAUUAACAAAUGCUGCAGGAUUCCACGAGCAAACAUGGUCAGACCCCACCACUACUAAGUGGUGUAAUGGCUUUAGCUCGACUGCUAUUGACGAGAUCGACACAUUUGCCGGCGGAGAUGGACUCAACGUUCCUCACACAACCUGGAAGGGUCGGAUGCACGAGGAACAAGGCAGUCAGACAGAAGACUGGACCACAGAGAGAGAGGUGAACACAGAGCCAAACUGGGAGUCGUUGAUGCAAGCCGUGGAGGACUGCAGCUCUGACCUGGCCAGACAUUACGAGGAGCUCCAGAAGGAGUACAAAGAGGCGGAGGUCGAGCACGGCAGCCAAGUCCAUGCCUUGAAGCAGACGAACGAAGAGAGCAAACGCCAGCACCAGGCCGUUUUGGAGAAGAUCGAAUCGGUGCAUGUGAAGCUGCAGCUGAACUGCAGAAAGACGACCCGCAAGAACUUCGCCGUCAAGAAGCAGGAGCUUAAUGCAGAGAGAAGCAAAAUGGAGGAGGAGAAGAGCAGACUGACCCAGGAGUUGGAGGAGACCAACAAGAAACUGAGCCUCCUGACGGAAGAACAAAGCGAGGAGAAGCAGACCUGGGCGCGGGAGCUGUCCGAGCUCAACGCGGAGAUGGGGCGCCUCCAGAGAGAGGCCGAGGAGGCCGGCCUCUCUGCCCUGAGGGACGAGAUGGCCGCCUUGGAGGUGUAUAAUGACGUGACCCUGUCACAAGUGAACGACUGGUUGAUGGAAGCCAAGCAAUACAUCGACACCAUCCGGAUGGACCCGUCCAAGCAGAAAGAGAGGCAGAGGUGGGAGCAGAUCCAGGCGGAGGUGCACGGCGGUUUCGCGGACCUCAAGAACCAGUUCAAGAAACAGCUUCAGCUGCUGCAAAGCGGCCACAAGUUAGAGAGCCUUCCCACGGUCAACCUGCCGGAUCUUCCCCACAUCCCUACGGUGAAACUGGUAAUCAGUCAGAUAGUCUUGUCAAGCAGACCCCCCAUGCAGCAUUUCCAGAUGGGACCCCCCAUGGGGAAGCCCUUCGCCCCCCAGCACCUUCCCUCCUUCCCAGCCCCAGCCCGAGUGACCCCUCCACUCGCCCCAUCCCCCUCUCAUUCCCCUCUCCCGAUGGCGCCCCCCAGUGGUGCCAGCCUCCCAGCGGUGCCCCCUUCCUCCCAGCCCCCCGCCCAGCCCCCAUCGCCCAGUAACCCCCCACCCGUCGGCAAACUGGACAAGCUGCUGGAGAAACUGGGGGCCAGGUUUCCCAACUGCACCAGGGCCCAGCUCAUGUCUGUGUUGCAGCACAUCAAGGUGUCCCGUGGCACCAUGGCCGGCAUGUCCAUGGAGGAGGUCACCCAGCAGGUGGCGCUGCGACUGGAACAGAACGAGCGAGCGCUCCAAGGACCCACCGGGCCUCCUUUCGCAGCCAGGGGCUUUCCUGGCCCGCCAACCCCAAUCCAACGCCCCCCAGGCACCAUCCAGAGACCCAUGGCCCCUCAGCAAAGACCCGCGGUAGCGCAAGUCUUCAACACCAGGCCACCUCAGCCAGUGUCUCAGGGCAGUCGUAAACUGUGUCUCAUGUGCCAAAACCAAGUGGAGGCGGUCAAUCAGCACAUCAUGAGCUGCAAUCACAUCGUACACAAGGAGUGCAUCAGUGUGUGGCUGCAGUCCAGCAAGAACAACUCCUGCCCCUUCUGCCCGGCUAAAUGAAACAGGCCUUGAAAAGAAAGAGAGAUAUGAAACAUUCCCUUCUUUAUUGACUGAUGAAUAAAGACAACUUCGAUUUAAGUUUAACGGUUGAUCCCGAAGGUCUAUACACUGGUUUAAAGGGAUUUUACUUACUUGAGAUCAGCUUGUUUUUGCUUCUUUUUUUAUUGACAUCCUUUACAUUUUGAGCAUUACAUGUUUAUAUUAAAAUCUACACGUGGGUGUGUUCAUUUGAGUUGCAUAGAAAUUAGUUUUCUUUCUUUAUCAUUUCAUUUUCCUUCCCUAUGGGUCCUUCAGUUUUUCCAAAGUUCAUAUCCGGACCAAAUUGUAAAAUUUAAGAAAAUAUUAGCCUUUACUGACAGAUUGCCAUAGCCUACUAUUUUUGGAGAAAGUGUUUUAGUCCGCCUCUUCACUAACGGAAAGAAGUUUAUUUGAGUUUUGGUUGUAUUAUCAAUCUGCAAGAGGGAGAGUUUAACAUGGCCCUAUACAUAGAAUGACAAAUGUCAGUUCACUGGUUCGUGCAAGUUCUAAUUCGGAAAAAAGUUUGCGACCAUGCAGUUUGUCAGUGAUAAAGUAAGCAAACAGCGCUCGAUCAGCCAUGUCAACGCAGCAAAGACUAGUUGUAGACUUUAGGGCUUACGUUUUGGGACAUGCUUGUGUAAUGGGGACAGGGAUGGUCCUGUAUAAGUCUAUGGGAUGGCCACAUAUGAAGGCUGGCUAAAUGUUUUGAACUAGAUAUAGAUGUAUGUUGUGUCCUUGCGCAAGACACUUCACCCUACUUGCUUCUGGGGGAAUGUCCCUAUACUUACUGUAAGUCGCUCUGGAUAAGAGCGUCUGCCAAAUGACUACAUGUAAUGGAAAUGUAUGUGCUUGUGUAUUAGUGAUUUCUGAAGUCAGAUAAAAUGCCGUUAAAGUGGCACGACACUGUCAGUAUGGAAGGCCCAGUGGGUAAGUAUUACAGUUUUUCUCGAUUGCUAACACAUUUCUUGAAACGGUCACCUAUUUUCUCAAAACUGUAAACACAAAACCUCAUUGUCAAGCACUAUUUACAAAACCUCUGAAUCCUCUUUCAAAAUGAAGCUUUCGCCUCAAAACAGAUUUAACUGUGCUCAUAAUCAAACACUGCUCUCAAAUCAUAAACAAAGUGAUCAAAAUGAUAUACACUAUCGAGCAGUCAGUAAGAAAAGAAAAAUAGAAAACACAUUAUUCAAAACAAAAAGUUCUAAAGAAGUACAUUUUAAAUCUCAAAACUAAUUUCAUAAAUCUGUCAUUGUCUAUGAUGAACGAAAACAUGUUCUAUCAUAGUAGCUCAAAAUUGAUCAGAAAUUACUACUCUGCUUUGCUCUUUGCAAAAAAAAUGUUUGUUCUUUCUCCUCCUUGUACCCCUAUACAGUACUGUACCCUGCAUCUCACAAACUUGUCCUUUGUCUCUGAGAUACUGUAAUUCUUGUUCUUUGUUGAUAUGAACCUGCGACCAGUCAAAAUCUAUUGAGCAAUCAGUAUUCUUAUUGUAACAAAUGGAAAGCACAAUGAUCAGGGCCAUACAAUGUGUUCAUUGUACAAUAUACAGCCCACAAUGCACUGUACUACAGUAUACAAUACUGAAAGGGACAAAAAUCAAAGGAGUAAACAUGUAAUCAAUGUGCUUCUUCUUGUCUUUGGGAUGGGUCAGGCCAGAGCACUUCGUUGACAUCACAAACAAUAUUUUUCCACCUUCAACAACCUGUUGGCUCUCUGAACUGGCUUAUAUUGGUUUCACAUACUUUGAAAGUGAAAUAAAUGUUGAGUGGUUGUGUUUAAUCAAUGACAGGUUUUCUAUUUGUAUUUGAUUGUUGCCACGUGAUAAGUAAGGGUCAAGAAGUGGUCUGGUUGUUCAUAAAUGGAAAUGUGAAACAUUGUUCUGUGGAUUCUUCAUCUCCUGAGACCUUCUACUCAGCUCUUGUCCUUGUACUCAUUCUCUGUGCUCACCUCUUGCUGUCUCUCUGAUUUACAAUAAUCAUGCAGCGUAGAUAAGAGUUCACCUUCAUUUUGUAACA